Messenger RNA from Blastomyces dermatitidis ER-3, 1728 nucleotides. RefSeq names its product tRNA(m5U54)methyltransferase. NCBI's taxonomy places the organism in Eukaryota, Fungi, Ascomycota, Eurotiomycetes, Onygenales, Ajellomycetaceae. The coding region runs from base 1 to 1728 and encodes 575 amino acids. Gene Ontology annotation, biological process: tRNA processing. The transcript has a single exon. The record is from RefSeq and is a predicted model, not a curated record. Gene Ontology annotation, molecular function: tRNA (uracil(54)-C5)-methyltransferase activity, S-adenosyl methionine-dependent.
AUGCCCCAAAACACACGCAGAACCCCAAAUCAGCGAGGGAGUCCGCAGCAUAAGAAGAAGAAGGUUGCAAAGGAUGUUAAGGAAGGCGAUACGGAAGAAGUGCUGCUGUUCGAUGUGGAGGCGCUGUUGAAAAAACAUGCUGAGAGCGCAGAGAGCGCAGAGCAGAACGACGUUGUAAAAGUGCCAACAGUUGUGCGUGAACACAAGAGCGAGGCCUUCCCAGAGACUGAAGUUACCGUACACGAGAUAUCCUCCACGGGAGACGGCCUAGCGCUUUCCCCUUCGUUCGAUCAUGUCUAUGUCGUACCAUUCACACUUGCGGGAGACAGGGCUCGAGUCAAGGUUGUUAGGACCAUGCACAAGGAGUCUUACAGCGUCACAGAUCUACUCGAAGUUAUCACGCCAUCCCCCCAGCGCGAUGACUCUCUUAUUAAGUGCCAGUACUUCGCCAAAUGCGGAGGCUGCCAGCUCCAGAUGCUUCCAUAUGAAGACCAACUGAAACACAAGAAAAGGAUUCUAGAGAAGGCAUACGCCAAUUUUUCGGGGCUGCUACCUGAAUUAAUUCCCGCGAUUCGGGAUACGAUGGGUUCGCCAUUGCAAUACGGCUAUCGAACCAAAUUGACCCCCCAUUUCGUCAUGUCGAGUCGCAUCCGACGCGCCAGCGUGGACGGAGAGAAAUCGGAGAUUCCGCCCAUUGGGUUCAUGCUCAAGGGUAGACGAACCGUUAUUGAUAUUGAAGACUGUCCUUUAGGAACGGAUAUUGUUAGACUUGGGUUGAAAAGUGAGCGCAAGAGAGUUGCUGAGAACCUGCAUUCGUAUAGCAAAGGCGCGACACUUUUAUUGAGAGAAAGUACCACGCGCCGUUACAAGCGUGCGAGUACCAGUCCACAGCCGUCGGAAAACGGGUCGGAACGAUCUUUCUCUGAAGAAAGAGAACUCGUGCACGAGCACGGGGAGCAGGUAAUUCGAACAGAGUACCCAGACUUCAUCGAGGAAAAGCGCUGCAUUACAGAUCAAAAUGAAACCUCGAUUGAGUACGUCGACAACUACAAGUUUAUGAACAAGGCUGGCCAGUUCUUCCAAAACAACAACUCCAUCCUGACCCCAUUCACCCAAUAUAUCCGCGACAAUGCCCUUCUCCCUCCUUCAAGACUAUCUACCGCGCAACCCGCCCCAAAAUUAAAGUACCUACUCGAUGCAUAUUCCGGCUCCGGUCUCUUCACCGUAACUCUCUCACCUCUCUUCCUCUCAUCCCUCGGCAUCGACAUCUCUAUCCCCUCCAUCGCAGCAGCCCGCAUGAACGCUCGCGCCAACAAGCUUCACAAUACCGGCUUCGCUGCCGCGGACGCCGCCGCCAUUUUCAAGGACGUUCCUUAUCCGCCAGAUCAGACCCUGCUCGUCAUUGACCCACCUCGAAAGGGCUGCGACACCAACUUUUUAGAACAACUACUAUCGUACGCGCCCGCGAGAGUCGUAUACGUAAGCUGCAAUGUCCAUACCCAGGCGCGCGAUGUCGGUGUGCUGGUUCAGGGAGGAAACAUCAACGGAAGAGAAGUGAGGUAUGAAAUCGAGAGUAUUAAGGGAUUUGAUUUCUUCCCACAAACGGGCCAUGUCGAGGGAGUUGCGAUUCUAAAUAAGGUUGUUUCGCAACCUCAGGGUACGACUGUAGCAACGCCGGCGAGGACUCCGGUUCCUGCUGACAUCGGCGCUGCGAUUCCGCCCAGCUAA